CACACCAGUGGCGUCAUUCGCCCGCUCUGUCACACUCUGCUGUAGUCGGGCUGUGACCUUCCAUUCUGUCUGUAACGUGCUGCCAAUGGACCGUAUGUGUCAGCAGGAAAUGCCGCAAUGAAGCGUCUGUCAGUUGUCUUCUGGAGGUGCCGUGUGUCUGGUCUCCGUACUUGUACCCCUAUUUCUGUACUGCGUGGACUGUGUACUAAGCUUUAUACAAGAAAGCUUUCUGUAGGAACCCAGUCCAGUAAGAAUCGAUUUCCAUGUUUAAACCUUUAUGGACUUCCCCCGAGAAGAUCCUGUUCUCAAGGCUUUGGACCAUUAUGGCAAAACAAGACGUUACAAAACUACUUGCAGUCAUUGAUGGCAGAACACAGGAAGCUAAGCCAGACAUUAAAUCUCACUUUAAAAGAAGAGGAGCGCAAGGCUUUGACCCAGCGGCAUACCGAACUGUCAUCACUCAGCGUGCUCCUGCACAAAAUACACGAAGCAGAAAGUGAAGCCAGAGAACUAGAAGCCAUGUUUGCUGACCUAAACUCCAGGGAGGAGGAAGAAUUACGGCAAGAAGAACAGGGCUCUGUGAGCCAAAACAUUAUUCGUUUGAAGGAAGAGUUGUUACGUUUUCUUGUGCCUCACGAAAAAUACGACAUGAAUGACGCUAUACUGGAAGUUGUGUCCGGGAGAACUACUGGAGGUGACAUUUGCCAACAGUUUACUGGUGAGGUUUUUGACAUGUACAGAAAUUACGCACAGUACAAGUCUUGGUCAUUUGAAAUUCUGAAUUACACGCCAAACGAUUAUGGCGGUUUACACCAUGCAGCCGCACGCGUUAUAGGGGAAGGUGUGUACAAGCGCUUGAAAUAUGAAGGUGGGAUUCAUAGGGUUCAGAGGAUUCCCGAGGUGGGCUUGUCCUCUAGGAUGCAGAGGAUUCACACAGGGACCAUGACGGUCAUCGUCCUUCCCCAGCCUGAUGAGAUAGAUGUUAAAAUUGACCCAAAAGAAUUGAGAAUUGACACAUUCAGAGCUAAAGGGGCUGGAGGACAACAUGUCAACACGACAGACAGCGCAGUGAGGAUCGUUCACAUUCCUACAGGAAUAUCAGUGGAGUGCCAACAGGAGCGCUCUCAGAUUCAGAACCGCGAUAAAGCCAUGAAGAUGCUGCGGGCGAAACUGCACCAACAGAGUGUAAAAUCGGAGUUGUCCCAGAGGCAGAGCUCCAGGAGACUGCAGGUUGGAACGCGAGAUCAGUCUGACCGGAUUCGCACUUACAACUUUACUCAGGACAGACUGACAGACCACAGGAUAUCGUAUGAGAUCCGUAACUUAAGGGAAUUCUUGAAUGGAGAGGAGCUACUGGAGGAUCUCAUUGAUAAAAUACACGAUGCGGCUGACACUGAGGCUUUACUUGAGGUCAUAAAAAGACAUUCUUCAAAUGUGUGAUUCACAUGUUUCCUUGACAGGACAACUAAAGCCAAAAUCUAGUCACCUUUUAGAUGAUCUUUGUUGCUCAGAUUUCCAGCUAACUAAAGGGGGUUCUCUGGGCUACGGAUAUCGAUGAGCUUAUCCUCUGGACAGGUCAUCAGUAUCAGAUCGGUGGGGAUCCGACACCCCCACCGAUCAGCUGUUUCAGGCUGUCACAGAGUCGGCAGUUGUACAGAGCUGGAAGCAGACAGCUCCAUACACCGUGUAGUGGCCAUUCCAGGGUACUGCAGCUCUAAUCAAGUGAUUGGUAGCUGAGCUUCAGUGGGCCGGUGCCAGAAACUACAAAGUGUAUGGAGUCUUCUGCUUCCAGGUCUGUACAUCGUACAUUCUCCAGUGCUACGGCAACCCGAAACAGCUGAUCAGUGGGAAUGCUGGGUGUUGGAGCCCCACCGAUCUGAUGACCUGUCCCAAGGAUUGUCCAUUAUUAUGUGUAGUCCGGAGAACCCCUUUAAUGAAUGUAUCUUGUGUGGUGUAUUAUUAAAUAAAUACAGA
Molecule: messenger RNA, 1974 nt
Organism: Bufo gargarizans (Asiatic toad)
Lineage: Eukaryota; Metazoa; Chordata; Amphibia; Anura; Bufonidae
Gene: MTRF1
Product: mitochondrial translation release factor 1
Exons: 10
Coding region: 118-1440 (440 amino acids)
Biological process (GO): translational termination
Molecular function (GO): translation release factor activity
Source: RefSeq, a predicted model, not a curated record